Periconia digitata is the source of this 507-nucleotide messenger RNA. Lineage: Eukaryota; Fungi; Ascomycota; Dothideomycetes; Pleosporales; Periconiaceae. The record is from the annotation of a GenBank genome assembly.
AUGGCGAGUAGUUCAUCGCGCAACAUAACACCCACCAAGCGACUCCUCACGGAGCUCCAAGCCUACCAAUCCGACCCCAACGAAGCGCUCCUCGAGCUCGGCCCAAUCAAUGACGAUGAGCUGAUGCAAUGGCGCGCCGUCAUGAAAGGUGUAGAAGGCACAGCGUACGAAGGUGGUCAAUGGGAACUCUUAAUCUCAAUUCCCUCAUCAUACCCCAUGGUCCCGCCAACAAUCCGCUUCGCAACUCCCAUCUGCCACCCCAACGUCGACUUCCGCACCGGCGAGAUAUGCCUCGAUGUCCUCAAAGAUCGCUGGACGCCCGCCAUGCAGAUUUCCUCGAGCUUGACCUAUGUCCACCAGCUGCUGACGAGUGCGGAACCCGAUUCCCCGCUCAAUGUCGAUAUCGCGCAGUUGUUCAGGGCGGAGGAUUAUGUCGGGGCUGAGGCGCUGAUCAGGUUCUAUACCGAGACGGAAAGGUGGGGUGGGGUUAGGAGGGAGACACGAUAG